This is a messenger RNA of Paramecium tetraurelia, 1821 nucleotides long. RefSeq lists its product as uncharacterized. NCBI's taxonomy places the organism in Eukaryota, Ciliophora, Oligohymenophorea, Peniculida, Parameciidae. The record is from RefSeq and is a predicted model, not a curated record. The transcript is spliced from 3 exons. Gene Ontology annotation, molecular function: zinc ion binding.
AUGGAUAAAGAAUUUUAAUGUUGUUAAUGUUAACAAGAGUUUAAUUUGCAGGAUAAAAGUCCUCAUGUUCUUCCAUCCUGUGGCCAUUCAAUAUGCUAAUUAUGUGUGACCCAAUAUUUGUAAUCGCAAUUGAAGUUAGUUUGCAAUGAGGACAACAUCGAAUGUCAAGUUGAAAGAGAGUUCAAAUUCUUUCCUAUUAAUCAGAGCAUUAUUGUGUUAUUGAAAAAGAAGAGAAAUAAUGUUCAUAGAUGCCAUACGUAUGUAACUCCAGAAGAUUAAAUUCCUCGGUUAUCAACUGAAGAUGUUAGCGAAUUUUCAAGUGAUAUGCAAUAACACAUUCAACUCAACAAGAACAUGUCUUAAUCACAUUCAUGUGAAUAAUUACCAUAAAAAGAAAUUUAAGGUGAAUAAUGUUCUAUUCAUUCAAAACCAUUAGAAUUAGUAUGUUAAGAAGAUGGAGAAUACAUUUGUGUUAAUUGUGCUUUAUUUGGAAAUCAUAAGUUUCACAAUUAUACGCCUAUAGACUAAUAUGUUAAGGAGAUGGAAUAAAAAUUUAAUGAUAUUACUACAAUGUAUGAAGUUGUAAAAGGGAUGAGCACAAAAAUUGAAUAAAAGGAAUAUGAAAAGGAAUUCGAAACUAAACUUCUCUAAUCAAAGGAAGCCAAAUUAUAAUCUAUAGAUAUGAAGUUUAAUGAAUUAUUUAAUGAAUUAAAUUUAAUAAAAGAGGAAUUGAAAUCCAGAAUUGUAAAUAAUUACAAUAUCUAAUAUGAUGAUAAUAAAAAAAAAAUUGAGUAAGAAUUUAUUUAACUCAAAAAUCAAGCAGAGAAAUGGCUUUCAAAUACAGGUAAUCAAUUAAAAGAUUUUUUUGAUGAGAAAUGUCAAAAUCAAAAGUUAAAAAAGGAUGUAAAAGAAUUAGGUAACAGCAAAGAAUUGGGUAACAGCAAAGAAUAAGGUUCUUAAUUAAUUAACAAAAUGCAAUUCUAAUUUUCUUAAAUCGAUUCUCAAGUCAAGUUAAUUGCUGAUCACUAAUAAUUCUAUGUUCCAAUUGAAAACAUUAGAAAUCAAUUCCCUCAAGAAAAUAAACAACUCGAUUAACUAUUAUUAGAUAAAGAUGAUAAAUUAACAGAUUCCGACAUCAUAUUUCCAGAAAUAAAAGAUGAAAAAUUGACAUAAUCAACUUAUAUUUCCUAAUAACCAACAUAACCUGCUUCUCCUCAAUAUAAUGUCAGUAAAACUAAUUAUUUCAGCCAAACUUAAACCCCAGGAUAAUUCUAAAGAAAAGACAGAAGUGUAACAAUGUUAUAAACUGAACCUUCAGAAGUUUCUGCGCCAAACACCAAUAGAAAUAAAUAGUCAUAAUCCAAAUUGGUUAAAGUCUAAAAAUUUAGUAAGGAUCCUAAAUUAAAUGAUAAAAUUAUUAAUACUCUUGCAAUGUUCGAAAAAUUUGAAAUGAUUGAUUUCUCCACUCUAGGUAAAAAUCAAACUAUUUUAGAAAUGAAUGACUUAUUGAUUUAAGCUAUCGAUGAAGCUCUAAUAAAUAAAAAAAUUGUCAAAGUCUUAAAAAUGAGCAAGUGUAAAAUAACUGAUGAACUGUUUGCUAAGUUACUCUCUGUUAUUGAAACAUCUAGUGUUACAGCAUUGCAUUUACAAUCCAACACAUUAACUGAAAAAGCAUUAGAUUAUAUUUUAUAUGCAGCCAAAUCUAAAAAGAAUUUCGAAUGCAAAUAAUUGUAUUUGAAUGGCAAUGUCAGCAUCACUUAAGCUAAGUCAAAAAAGAAGAUAGAAGAAAUUAAAAAGUAUGGUAUCUAAGUAACCAUUUGA